Molecule: messenger RNA, 1104 nt
Organism: Ambispora leptoticha
Lineage: Eukaryota; Fungi; Glomeromycota; Glomeromycetes; Archaeosporales; Ambisporaceae
Source: the annotation of a GenBank genome assembly
AUGUCCUUCCCCACAAAUACGGAACACAUGUUGAGGUAUCCAGAGGUGCAGGUACAACAACCAACGCAAGGAUUGUUCAACGAGGACGAAUCAAGGAUGUUUAAUGAAUUUCUCAAUUCAUGGAUAGUAGAGGAACCGGUAAAUAAUGUCGUUUUUCAGCAUCCAUUGGUAUCUGAUGUGAGUUUCGGAGUUCCUUCACCAUCUAUAUUGACAACAUCGAGAGGAGGGUAUCAAGCAUCAACAGGAUAUGGGACUGGGUUUGGAACAGGAUCUCAGACGAUUACCACUUCAAAUGGCUAUAUGUAUCCUAUUACCUCUGCCACUACAAUACCGAACAAUAACACCUAUGCAACAUCAGCUUUUCAGAAUGGUGGUAUACCUCAUCAACAUCAUAAUCAUCACUUAAAUAAUUCAUUCGUAGAGACAUCGUCAACAUACCCGACAGCAUCAAUACCGAUUCAAACACAUAACAAUAAUAACACUGGUUCAAUUCACGAUCAUCACGUUGUUAAUGGCGGUGGCGGUGGUGGAAAGGUAGUAUCAACACCACCAUACAUAAAAACUGAACCUUCAAGUUCUACCCGAAGACAGAGAUCGCCAUCACUUCCAUUAUCAGUCAAUGUAGAAUCAUGUGUUGUCGCUUCGUCAUCGUCGACGUCGACAACGAUAAAUCCAACAAUAAACAAUCAAUCAUCGUCAUCGCCUAAAUUAGAAUCACAAGGGGAGACUAGUAGCUCUACCUCCACUCCUAACCCUACUGCAUCUACAUCAUCAUCAUCAAGUAAUCGUGGUGGUCGUGGAAAGAAAGGGCACGAACUAUUAACAGAGGCCGAGAAGAAGGCUAAUCAUAUUGCUUCUGAACAGAAACGAAGGCAACAUAUUCGUAUGGGGUUUGAUCAGUUAGUUGAAAUAGUGCCAACGUUGAGUCAAUGUCAUCGAAGUGAAGCACUGAUUUUGCAAAAAUCUGUCGAAUAUAUUCAACAAUUAUUAAUUCAAAAAAGCGAACUAAAAGAACGGGUAAAAUCAUUACAGGCCACGUUGGGAGAUGCACCCGAACACUUAGAUGACUCGUCUUCAGAGGGAGAACUUGAUCUUAUAUUCUGA